Oncorhynchus gorbuscha (pink salmon) is the source of this 13508-nucleotide messenger RNA. RefSeq names its product MAX gene-associated protein-like. Gene Ontology annotation, cellular component: nucleus. Gene Ontology annotation, biological process: positive regulation of DNA-templated transcription; regulation of transcription by RNA polymerase II; cell fate specification. The record is from RefSeq and is a predicted model, not a curated record. Gene Ontology annotation, molecular function: protein dimerization activity; DNA-binding transcription factor activity, RNA polymerase II-specific; RNA polymerase II cis-regulatory region sequence-specific DNA binding. The transcript has 24 exons. NCBI's taxonomy places the organism in Eukaryota, Metazoa, Chordata, Actinopteri, Salmoniformes, Salmonidae. The coding region runs from base 505 to 10680 and encodes 3391 amino acids.
GUUGUUCUACAGCACGCAUGUUUCCUCCAGCUGUGAGAUGCGAGUUUAACUAAGGAAAAUAACUAGAGGAUUAUACAAAGAAUCGACAAUUACCAUCGCAUAUUUUGAUCUGUUCAAAAGUGCAUACGGUAAACCAUGUGUUUAGUAAAACACACGAUCCUGCCGAGAAAGACCGAGAUGAAUUUGCAGGCGCCAAGUCCUCUCUUUCUAGCCUGAGGAGAAGUCCACCAUAUUGACUUGGGAAUCACACGCAAUUGAUUUUUAUCGUGUUGUGCACGCGCUGGUGUGUUGUUACAAGUCUUGCGUGCUUAGGCCUUGCAGGCCUGAGCCACGUUUUUACUCGUCGCAGUGCACGGCGUCGAGGCUAUUGGCAGAGAAAGAUAUAGAUUCGUCGCCUUAAUCCACUUAGGUUGGGAAAGAUAACUGACAUUACAUUCCUGCCACCACUUGGUGUUGUCACCAAACCACAAUGUAUGCUACCACGGUCCGCCACAAUACAGUAGGAUGCUGAAUGAAAACAUGGAAGUACAGAUGUCAGAGGGCAUUCUUCCCUCGAAAAGGACUAACAAGUUCAUGGCUGCCAAAAAGAAGGAGAGAAUAAUGGUUCUUCAUGAGGAGGGGGCUACUGCCCCCAUAGCACUGCCCUCAGCUGCCUCUCCCCCUGACCUCUUUGGUGUCCUAAACACAGGGCAAGCAAGUGCAGUUGUAGCCAAUGAAGAAGCAAACAUUCCAGCAACAUCUACUCCAGGUUCUGCAAUGGGUACUGGUCAAAUGGUUUCUACAUUGAACUCUGCUGCCAGGUCUAAUAACCAACCAGAGAAUUUACCACCAGAGAGCACCUACAGCGGUAUCAAGGUGAUGUUGGACAAUAACAACAUGUGGAAUGAGUUUUUCAAAUGCAAAACCGAAAUGAUAAUAACCAAACAAGGCCGGAGGAUGUUCCCUUAUUGCCGCUUUCGCGUCUCUGGUUUGGAGCCCUUCCAGAAGUACACUCUGCUCAUGGAUAUCAACCCUGUGGACAACAAACGUUACAAGUGGACUGGGCAAGACUGGCAAAUGAGUGGGAAGGCAGAGGCCCAUUUGCUCAGACGGGUUUUCAUCCAUCCAGACUCUCCAUCUUCUGGUCACCAAUGGAUGCAGAACCCAGUGUCAUUCUACAAGCUUAAGCUCACUGACAACACGAUGGACCAGGAGGGCAAUGUAAUUUUGCACCCAAUGCACCGCUACUUACCACAUUUGCAUUUGGUCUCAGCUGAAACGGCUACAGAGGAUAUUCAGCUCAAUGGGCCUGACGUGAUAACCUUCACCUUUCCCCAGACUGAAUUCUUUGCUGUAACAGCCUACCAGAAUGUACGCAUGUCUCAGUUUAAAGCAGACUUCAACCCUUUUGCAAGUGGACCCAACUCUCAGGCUCUAAAGCUGAAAAUGAGUCCCUCCAAUGAGUCGAAGGAUGAAACCAGAUCUCCCAAUGAACUCAAGCCUGUGAAAGGCUUGAAUGGCCUGAAAUCUUUGAUGGCGGCAAAACGCAGAUCUAAAGACACUUCAACAGUAGAUAAAGGACUCCUGAGCCCUGAUGCUCAAAAUGUUUCCCUUGCAGAUGGUGACAAAACUGAGGUCAAAACGGAUGGACCCAGCUCCAGGCUGAAAUCAAGGCCCUCCAAUGAGAUGAACAAAGACUCAGCCCAAUCGCCCAAUGAGCUCAAGUAUGUGAAAAGCCUGAAUAAUCUUAAGUCUUUGAUGGGGAAACGCACUUCCAAAGAUACUUCAGCAGGAGGCCAAGGACUUCUCGCUCCGAAUGCCCAAAAUGUUAUGCUUGCAGAUAGUGAUAAGUCCGGAGUCCAAACAAGUCCCUCCAAUAAGUCAAAAAAAGACACAAACAGUUCUACCAAUGACCUCAAGCCUGGGAAAAGCCUGAAUAACCUGAAGUCUUUGAUGGAAAAACACAGCUCUAAAGGCACAUCCGCAGUAGAUCAGAGAGUCCUCAGUGAAGAUGCUCAACGUGUUACACCUGUAGACAGAGACAAAUCUGGAGUCAACGCUAAUGGACCCAGCUUAAGCACUCCAAAGCUGAAAUCAAGAUCCUGCAAUGAGUUGAAAAAAGCAGGAACCACAUCUGCCAAGGAAUUCAACUCUCUUAGAAUUAAUCUGUCUUUGUCAAAAUGCAAUCCUAAAGACACUUCAGCAGUAGGUCAAGGACUCCUAAGCUCAGAUGCUCAAAAUGUUAUACUUGCAGACAGUGAAAAGUCAGGAGUCAAAAUGGAUAAACCCAGCUCCUGCAAGAAAUCAAGUCCCUCCAAUGAGACGAUGAAAGUUGAAACAAUAUCUCCCAAGGUGUGCAAUUAUGUGAAAUAUUCCCGAAAGUCUUUGCGUAGAAAACACAACUCCCAAAAGACUUCAGCAGCAGAUCAUGGACAAAAGUCAGUCAGAAACACAGAGUCCACUGAAUACCAUUCUUGUACAACAGGUCCUCCCCAAAGUAACUUCCCUGAGCUGAUUCGGGAGUGUCGUCUGAAAAUACGAAGGUGCAAUGUUGAGAGAACCAAUACAACUUGUAGUGUUGAGCAAACAAACACUAAGGGCAUGGUUGCCAAUGGCAAAGUUGUGGAAGUAGCUGUGAAUGACAAUUUUUCCCAGAUUUCUGAACCUGAAGCCUUGUCCGGGAAGACUAUUGAAAGGGUGGGAACACUGCACAAUGGGAAUGUGAUUGACAGUGUCAAGGACCUCUUCAAUUCAUCUCAGUCCCAGGAACCGGUCAAGACCCGUGUGUCAAUCAAUGACCAUUCAGCAAAUGAAGUUGAAAACAGUCAAAAGGCUUCCCAGAGCUCCUCAGUGAGCUCUGAAGCAAAAAUUACAGGUUUUGAUGAACAGCUGCAGGGGAAGGCUAAACCACACAAACGACCGGAACCUGUGCCUUUGCCCCUUCUUGCACUCUACCUUCAACAGUUGAAGUCAAAAUCCAGUUCUGUUAGGACCAAACCGAAAUCUCCCCCGGGAUUGCCUUCGUCUUCAUCCCCAUCUUCUGCUGUUCCAACCACCGAUCCUGUUAUUCCAGCCACCGAUCAAACUGGCCCUGUCAUGGACUCAACUGGCCCUGUCAUGGACUCAACUGGCCCAGCCAUGGAAUCUACUGGCCCAACCUUGGAAUCUACUGGCCCAACCUUAGAAUCUACUGGCCCAGCCUUGGAAUCUACUGGCCCAGCCUUGGAAUCUACUGGUCCAUCCAGGGAUUCUACUGGAUAUGUUGUAGUUCCAGCCAGUGGUCCUGUAGUUCCAGCCAGUGGUCCUACUGAUCCAGCUAUCAAACACAUUGUUCCAGUCAUUGCCCCCACUGGGCCAACCACAGACUAUGCUGGUCUACCCAUGGAUAUUUCAGUCCCAAACACAGAUUUUUGGGUUCCUGCCACAGACUCAUUGUUACCAGAACCUGACUCAGUUUUACCAACCGCUGAUCAUGUGUUUCUUGUCCCCGAGCCUACCUUAUCCAUUGCACAAUCAUCCCCCACCCCUUGUUUGCCAGCAACUGUCUUAUUAUCACCAUUCCCUGACCCAUUGUUACCAGCCCAAGAAUUGCCACCCCCUGUACCUGUCACAUUAAACCUAGCGACUGAUUUAUCAUCACUUACCUCUGACCCUCCCUCAACUGCUCCAGCACUGUCAUCAACACCUAGUCUUGCCAACUUGGAACCUGAAUUUACCCCCUCGUUACCAUCCCCUGGUCCUUCGCGAGGUGGCUUUGAACCCCCUUUACGUUCCCCUGUUACAUUGAAACCGGAAGCCACCGCCCCCUCCUUACCUGUACAUGCCUCCUCAUUCCCAGCCCUUGAACGAUUACUGCCCCCUAAACCUUUUGUUCUAUCCUCUGAAUUUUCAUCACAUGGAUCACUUUUAGGCCUACCUGCCCCUGAUCCUUUUUUAACAAUACCCUUUAUCCCAUUGUUGCCUUCCGCUCACAUUAACCCAUUACCCUUUGAGGCAACCUCAUUUUCCUCUACCUCUCACCCUGACUCACUUGCUCUGGACACUGCCUUAUCCCCAUCUCCCUCGGACACUACCUCAUCAUUCCAAGUCAAUUAUGAACCAUUAACACACCCAUCUACACCGUCUCCACUCCCAUUCCAGUUAUCUUCCUUUUCAUUGUUAGGUCCUGAUCCAUUGUCACCAACCCCGUCACUGGCCGACCUCACUAACCUUUUCUCCAUCGCCGAAGAGCUUGAGAUAACUGAAGACUUUCCCAGCAGUGAGGCACCUCCUGUCCCAUGUCCUCCUGUCCGAAGUACCCCUAGCAUACCAGUUAGUUCUACUUUACCUGUUGAUUCUAGUCAGCCAACCCAGAUAAAUAAACCCCGGAGAUCUAGGAAAGGAGUGAAAUCUGCCAAGGGUGAUUCACUCCCAGUAAUUGAUGGAUCCACAGAUGUCGCCAUGCAGCCCAACCUGGAGGAGGUUGAGGAGCAGCUGUUCGUGUCUUUCACCUCCAAGGAAGCACUUGAUGUCCACCUGGGAGAGCCUGCACUUUGUGAGACGACGACUGCGCAACCUCAGAAGCCCCCAGAGGCGACAGAGAAUGUUGGAGGACUAGAAACCACAGAGGAAAGAAUAGUAGCUUUCGAGAAGGUUCUUUUGGGUGACCUAAAGGUUAUGAGGCAUCGACAGGUCAUUCAUCCUGUGUUGCAAGAAGUUGGACUGAAGAUGAGUUUACUGGAUCCCACUCUGGUCAUUGACCUGCAGUACCUAGGUGUUCGUCUACCUCUACCCCAACCCUUUUUAUGUCCAGAACCAAACUCUCCAGGGUUGGCAUCUUCUCCAAGUGGUUCAGUCCCCUUUGUUUCCAGGACAGGCAAGACCACAGACUUCACCCAAAUCAAAGGCUGGAGAGAUAAGUUUGUCCCCUCGAACUCGCCAUCAUCCUCCAAGCCUGAAGGUUGCCCAAGUUCAGAAGUGGUCCCAAAGAACUUGUCGGCCUUCUGCAGUGACAUGUUGGAUGAGUACCUGGCUAACGAAGGUAAACUCAUUGACGAGCGCGCUGCCAGUUUCACCCAGACCACCGUCGUCACCCCUGUGGUCUACCAGCUACCCACCAAGAGCACCAGCUACGUCCGAACCCUAGACAGUGUGCUGAAGAAACAGGCACCGGCACUUUCUUCCACCUUUGUCCCACCAUCCAAAAAACCCAGACUGCCCCCCACAUCCAAAGGACUUAAAAAAUCUGAGAAAAGGCAACAAAAACAGCAAUGUUUAAAGCAGAACAGAACUAAACUAACUUCUGCAACAACCCCAACACCAUUGCCCACUGAGCCAAAACCGCUAUUGAUGGAUCAUGGCGCCCCCAUCACCCACGAUGACACAAUUGAAACUAUAAAAAGGAGACCUCCAACAGCCCAUGACCCUCCUGUGUCCAGGCCAGAGGUAGAAGAGCCACCUCCCGCUGAACUGGCUCCUGUGGAAGAGGAUGACUCGGACCCAGAGCCACAGCCUGCUGCCAAGACCAAGGUCGUGUUUCCUGGGCUGACCAAGGCCCUGCUCCGACAAAGGGAUUUGGAGGACAGGGUUGUCUGGGAGGGCAAGCGCCAGACCUGCAUCUCAAACGAGAGGGCGACGGUCGCCCUCACCUCCCACUUCACCUCAACGGGCUUUGUUUGUGAGAACCCUACAGCUCCUAUUAGGAUCAUAAAGCGCAGGGCUCCUCCCUGCCUCAAAGCAUUCUGCCGAUUGGGCUGUGUGUGUGCCAGCCUGGCACAGGACCGUCGUAUUAUCCACUGUGGAAAGAUUGAGUGCAUCUUUGGCUGCAGCUGCCUCAGGCAGAAGGUGGUCGUCCUCAAGAACUUAGAAGGUCCAGAUUCUAAUGCGUCAGAGGAGGGCCUGUCCAAGAAGCGGAGGAGAAAGAGGAUGAGGAUGGCAUAUACUCUCAGGGAGGCUGAGACGGUAUCAGAACCUGCUCCGCGUGUGAGAAUGUUGUGGAGAAAGAUGGAUGGAGAGACGGACCCGGAGCCCGUCCUCACCCCAACACCGGUCUGCCUACCACAUCUUCCACUACAGGAAGAACCUUCAGUGGUGUAUUGUUCUCCGGUGAGAGAGGAAGGCGGGACCAUGACAUGUGCCAGAGUGCGUGCAUUUCAAAGCAAGAGCACAAACCGACCUGAGGUCAUUGACAAUCACUGCAAACCAAUAGACUCUGCACCAGUGAACUCUUCCAGUAUGUCAGAGAAGUCGUUGUCCUGCCAUCGUCCCAAGUACACGGAGCCCUCCAAGCGCCUGGAGAUUAUAUCUAAGUGUAAGUGGAGGAGCCUGGCGGAUAGGAACCUGGUGCUGAGAAUUGUGUGUGAGCACAUGGCCAAGGACCACCUCAGGAACCCCUUCUGGGUCAAAGGUUACCUUAUAAAACCCGUGUCUCAGACCCUGAGAAAUGUGGGCGAAAGCUGCUCCAUCCACUACAAGGUACUCAUCUCUCAGGUCCCGAGACCGGACGGAGUGGAGGAGGAGAACGGUGAGAAGGAGGAGGAGGAAUGGAUGGGAGAGGAAGAUGAAGAAGAACUAAUGGAAGAGCAGAGAGAGGAGGAUAAAGUGGAGGAAGUACCUGUCGUGGAGGAAGUACCUGUCGUGGAGGAAGUACCUGUCGUGGAGGAAGUACCUGUCGUGGAGGAAGUACCUGUCGUGGAGGGAGUACCUGUCGUGGAGGGAGUACCUGUCGUGGAGGGAGUACCUGUCGUGGAGGGAGUACCUGUCGUGGAGGGAGUACCUGUCGUGGAGGGAGUACCUGUCGUGGAGGGAGUACCUGUCGUGGAGGGAGUACCUGUCGUGGAGGGAGUACCUGUCGUGGAGGGAGUACCUGUCGUGGAGGGAGUACCUGUCGUGGAGGGAGUACCUGUCGUGGAGGGAGUACCUGUCGUGGAGGGAGUACCUGUCGUGGAGGGAGUGGACAACAAGGCUGUGGGGCGUAGAAAGGAUCUGAAAUGGCAGGGCCUGCCUUUCUUAACAGGAAUUUCUCCUGCUGGCCUCCUUACUGGCAACCUUAAGCUGCCAAAAAUCUCAGACCAGAAAUGUAUCACGGUGAAUGGCAGGUCCUACCCCCAUGCCAAGAUACAACUGGGCAUGAUGGGAGCCAUGCACCCAGCCAACAGUCUUGCUGCUUACCUCACGGGCAAGUUACGAAGGCCUGCCUGUCUAAAGCGGUCUAUGGCGGCCUCCUCCUCCGUCCCAUCACAAAAACACCCCUCAGAAACUCCUAAAGGUGCCACAGAUACAAAGUCCUCUACGAGACAACCGGCCCAACUGGCAGCCACUCCUACCACCAUGGUUACCACAAGUGUUCCCUCUACCAUUCCAGUUGCUGCUGGCCCCAAGUUCAUUGUGAACCCAGCUGCCUGUCUCUCUCAGGGGGCUCAGAUGGAGCAGAACAGAGUGACUGCUGCUGUGCGGUUUCAGGUUGUCACCAUGGUCUACCCAACCAAAACUCCUCAUGUGAGGGGUGGCGCCGCAGCCCUGGUAUCUGCAGUGUCUGUUAGCUCCAAGACCCCCUCAGCACCAAGAUAUUCUACAGGUGCAAACGUAUCACCCCAAAAUGCGUCCCCCAUCAGUGAAGUAGUUACCAGUCCCCCGAUGCUCUCUGUCCCAGGGACCAGUACCUCUGUCAGAAUGCCGUCUCCUCUCACAUCCCUGACCCCUAUCAUGUCCCUGACCCCUCUCGCGUCGGGUCAGAGAAUGGUGCUGCAGCCGGUAAGGAACACCUCAGCGAACACCCUAUACAAGAACCCCAAGGGACAGCUGAUCCAGCUGGUUGCCCUCAGCCAGCUGAAGGCCCUUAAUCCCAACCUCGUCAUGCACAACAAGGGUGGGAUGAUCAUUUUAACCAUGCCUGAAUGCUUGACCACCAUGAACAGCUCCACCUCCUCUCUCACCACAUUGGAGAGCAAGGGCCCUGGUAGCUGUGCUUCCACCAUCAGUACUGUCCCCCUUGUCACUUUCCCAAAGACCCAGACUGCAUCCAGCACCACUAUCACUGCCCCUAAAACCACCCCUGGUUGCGUUAGUCUCUCACCCACCGUGACAAAUGGUGGGACGUACACGUUGGAGAUUGUUCCUCAGACAGGCAACAAGGAGCCCAUCAUCAUCAAGUGUCCGGAGGUGCCAGCCCAGGGCUCCUCCAAGGUGAUGCCUGUAGUAGGGGGUGUUACUGUGCUGCAGCCUCACCCGGAAACCACAGUAAUUACUGUCAAAUCCCCCACAAAAACGGUUAAGAACACAGGUGUCAAAGCUGACAAUAUCUCCACAGUGACCUCCAAUGUAGACUCUAAUGUAGUCUCUGAGGUGUGUAGUUGGAUGCAGCCUUUCCAGAAAACCAAAACGCCUCCUAAAUCCACAAAACCCCCUAAAGGAUCCCAGUUUAAAUUUAUAAAAGCUGAUGCUAUCUCCCCAGCUCACUGCAAUUUAGACCCUAAUAUCCAGCCUGGGGUGGUUAUAGUGCCGCAGCCUCCCCCGAAACCACCUAUAACCCAGGUCACAACGACAGGGAUCAAAGAUAACACCUCCACAGCAGACUCCAAUCUCCUUACUAAGAUGGUUCAUGUUGAUGACCCCUACCAGACAUGGACAGGAAGACCGAAGAGGAAGAUGGUGGAGGAUGAGUACGAUUUGGAUGAUAUGGAUGAGAAGACAGACAACUCAUCUGACGAGACUGAUUCUGACGACUCAAGUGUUAAUAAAGAGGAGCUCAUCGACGUCAUCGGUAAACAGCUGAAGCACAACGUGGACGAGAGGCAUCACCGUUUUGAGCUCCAUGGGUGCUUCCAGCGGCUGAGAGAGACACUGAAACUUGACCAAAAAGCUGUGAAAGUGUAUAUCCUUAAAGAAGCGACAGAGGAGAUCCAAAUCCUGACUACGAAAAGUAACGACAUGGAGAAGCUAAGGAGUUCACUGACCCUGGAGAGAGCAGCUUAUGUCAAGAAGAUGUCCCAGUUAACUGGUAAUAAUGGACACUGCUGUAACAUUUCAGCAUUCAAAAAACAUUCAACCAACAUCUUUCCCUCCACAGGAGAGUCUGAGAAGCAGAUCCUGAGGAACAUCCAGUAUGUUUGUUCCCAGCAGAAGAGUGAGGAGCUACUCGUCAACAGGAAUAUGGAAGGAGUUCCCAAAGACUCCUCUGCUGCCUCGUCCUCUUCAGCCGUCUUGACCUGCAGUGAGGCCAGGUCGAGACCAAGACCAAGGCACAUGGGAGGAGUGACAGCAGAGAAGGAGGAGGAGGACAGGGAGGAGGUGAUGGAGGUGGUAGACCUUCUGGAGGACACGGAGGAGGACAGAGAAGAGGUGAUGGAGGUGGUGGACCUUCUGGAGGACACAGAGGAGGACAGGGAAGCGGUGAUGGAGGUGGUGGACCUUCUGGAGGACACAGAGGAGGAGGAAACGGACAACUCCUCGGACGAGACAGAGGAUUCUGCCGAUGACGACAACAACAAAAACAACAACGUUAAAGGGGACGUCAUUAACAUCCGUGAUGUUGAAGAAAGCGUAGAGGAGGAGGAGGCUGUAGACAUUGAGAGUGUGGAAGACCAUGCACAGAAGAGCACCACUUCACAACUGAAGGCAAAAUACGCUAAAGAAGUGGAAGGAGAAACAGGACCCAGAUUAAGAGACCGAAAACAAGUCCUUGACCUGAGAGACAAAUGCGAGCGUCUUGAAAAACUGAAGAGUGGGCUGACCAGGGAGAGAGCUGGUGAUAUUAAGAAAAUCUCAAAGAAAUCUGGAAAGACAGAGGAGCUCAGCAUCAGGAAACUGCAGGACAUCUCGACCAAACAGAAGGACAUGGUGUUCAAAAGGAAGUGGAGAGGGCCGGCCUCAUCGGUCGUAGCCACCUCAGUCCCCCACUCUAUCCCCCAAAAGCCUGCAUCCCAACGACCCAAGACAAGUCCCAUCACACCACCUUCCAGUACCCACCCCUCAACGUGGCGUUCGCCGCGUGAAAGGACCAGACCUAACAUCCGGUCUGGCAGAAAAAUACAGCCUGCCCCAGUUCAUGCUGGGUUUCUCCCUCCUAAAAUGCUGUCUAUAGUGGGUGGAGUGAUCACAUCUGAGCAGGUGAUCGCCAUGCAGCCUGCCCGUUCUCUGCUGCCAGGAGGACGUGUCGCUGGAAUCAAAAUGCGACAGUCUCAAACACCAGGCGUCGCUUCGGUCACCAUCAUUAUCCCCUCAAUGUCCGAACCCAUUUCUCUCACUCCAACUUUUAAUAACUGCAACAGGGGAGUUCCUAAUUUCGACAAUGUCGUUUCAUUGGUUAAAGCCCGACAGAACCAGUCAGCUCCAGGUGUGUCAGGGGGAGCUCAGAGGAGGCCAGCCCCAGUGAAGGGUAGGGGCAGUGGGUUGGAGUACGGAGAGGUUCUGGGGAAGCAGCUGGACCACGCUGUAGACAGUGUAGGGAUCAACGAUGCAGAUGGAAACUCUGAGGAGGACGAAGACAACAAAGAUGGUGAUGGUGAAGACGAGAGCCUGACGUCUGUCCUCAACGAGAUCUUCAUCCUUCACCAGCAGAUUACCACAGACAACAACAGCAGCCUCAGAGGUCCUCCAGUGGUCUCCCGCAUACCACACACCGAGCCUGGGCAGAUGGGGACUGUGAGGGUACCCACACCUCAGACAGACAGGGUGCUACUACCACCAAAGACAGAGAAGGCGGAUCAUCGGAGAUGGAGAUGACGAGCGCUCCCUCAGCCCCUUGUUCCUGAGACUGAAUGAGGACAAGGGCCAGGAAAAGACUUUCAAAGGCCCAGGUCUGCCAAUACCACAGGCAGAGGACCUUAAAGUUGGUUUUGGAUCCAACCUGAAACCAUCAGAGACUGUUUCUGCUCCUGCUGUCAACGGGCACAGCCAACAAGCAAAAGCAUGCACUACAAAAGGUCAAGAUGUACUGCAAAAAGCACUGACCCCGCCACUGCUGCUGCAGAUGAAAGUUGGAGGCGUGGCAGAGGUGCUGGAGUCCAAUGAGAAGCCGGGGGAUGCCCUGACCCCGCCCCCACUGCUGCAGAUGAGGUCCAUGCCAAGACUAGACCCACGAUGACUAAAGUGCAACCCUCAGACAUAGAACUGAGAACCAACCUACUUAGGCCCAGGUCGACAUUGUAGCCAUCUCUCCUCAAUACCCCCAUUCACAUAGGUCGUAUUCAUUCGGCACCAAACGGACAAAACUGACUGAAAUGGGGUGAGACUACUUGAACUUGUCCAAUGAGAAACGUUCAUUUUUUGCUGCAAAGCAUUUCUCUACAGUGUGACGUAAUGAAUAUGACCCUUCUGGCUAAACCAAUCGGGGAUAACUACAUUUACGAACAUACAUUUAGGAUAUCCUUGUGAAAAAAGUGAUUUUGUUUUGUUUUUAGAAGCAACACUACCUAACGGGGCGUAUCGGAAUGACUGACAUGACACUGUUCUGACAGUCAGGAGUUUUUGUUUGUUUUUCUGUUCAAAUCUCCUAUCUAGAAGUGUCUCAGGAUAAGAAUACAGAUCUAGAAUCAGUUUAACCUUUUAGAUCAUAAUGAAUAAGCUCACAUGGAUCUGAUCCUAGAUCAACGCAUGUGUAAGACUAUAAAUACAGGCCCUGAACUGUUGCUUUUCUUUCCCUCAUUUUAAAGAGGAGAUGCAAUGAAUAUUCUGUAAUAGUAAGCUGCCAGGACCUUGGUAUAUUUAAGUGUGUCCAGUAUGUUCUGCCUUUAAGGGUUAGACACAUCGCACUGAAUGUAGAUCUGUCGUUUACAGCUUGUUGUUCAGCGCACUGUUGACGUCUUCACGCAUGUUUCUAUAUGUAAAACCGGUUUGCACUCGGUUCACAAGUACUCUCAGCAGACAAACACUAUUGGUGUGUUCGAGCCCUUAGAGUAUAUUAUUUGUUCUAUCAGAGCAAGAGGAUUUGUAGACAGACAUCUGAUGGCACGGAUGCCAGUUCUGUUCAUAGUACUGUAAUGUUGUGUGUGUAUAGGGCCUCUGAAAAAAUCCUGUCUCCAUAUUGGAGUGGGAGAUCUGUUUCUUCAUGUUUGUAGUUACUUCACCUUUAAGGAACAUUUCAUCUGUAAUUAUAUAUAUUUUUUGUAUGGCACACAGUUUUCUACACUAACUACUAACCGCUCAGUUUGCAGUGCAGACAACGCAUCUCAACAUAGAAAACCCUUGAUAAAUAUUGUCAUAAUGGACAGGUAAUUGAAUCUGCAGCGCUUGUGACUUUUUUCUAAGAGCAGCUUCACUUCAGUGAUUUAUGUAAUAAUUAGACCCUGACAUUCACUAUAAUAUUAGUAGAAAUGACUAUGGAUGCGUCCCAAAUGGCACCAUAUUUCCUAUAUAGUGCACUACUUUUGACCAGGGCCCUGAUCUAAAGUAGUGUACUAUAUAGGGAAUAGGGUGCCAUUUGAAAUAAUUUGUGUAUUUGUGGUUGAAUUGGGGAAAAUGAAAGCUGUCGUUGCUGUAAUAAUUUUUAUGUUGCUAAGAGAUAAAGCUUGCCGAAUUAAAAGCCAGCCAUCUUGUUAAACUGCAUCAAGACCUGUUGGUUAGAACCAUAUAGUGUAGAUUGAAUUUCUGUAAAAAAAAUAUAUAUAUAUAAACUCCCAUUUUUUUUAAAUAAUAGGCCAUGUAAAUAAUGACGUUUUUCCACUUUGAGAACGAUGGUUGUUUUUUGUAAAGAUAUUUCUCAUGUUUUUAUAUGGGGUCAAUAACUGUUACUUUUAGGAUGUUGACGUAAGAGAGAGGAAGAUGCCUUGAAAUAAAAUCUAAUAACGAACCUAGCUUGCCAGAUUUAAAUUUCUGAUGCAGUUACUUUCUGACUUGAAAUAUAAUAUUACUGUAAAGAUUAAGUGACUUACUGUAAAUGUACAUCCAAAAUUGGACAUUCUUUUUUUUUUUUUUUUACAGGAAUAUUGUGAAAGAACAUGCAAGGGUAAUUGGUAACUGAUUGUUAAAAUGCUAAGUACUCCUUCCUUGUUUCAUUUGCCCUUUUUAAAGGACAGAGAGAGAUCUGACAUUUCCCAAUCGUCCCCUGGGAUCUAAUGGCAAACUAAUGACCUUAUCCGUUACCGGAAAAUGUCUCAUUUCCCCUGUGAAUUAUAAUUUACAGCAAUUGGUGUGUCCCAAAUGCCAACUCUUGACCAAGUCCCUGCCAUUUGGGAUGUAGGCAUGAUCAUUUCUUCAGUUGUGACAUGAUGCCGUAGUGUGAUAAAGUUUUUUUGAAAUACAGCCUUCUCCAAGGGUAAGUGUUGAUCAGAACUAUCUCCUCCUUACUUCAGUUCUAUUUUUGUUUAGAAGUUUGCUCAAAGGCGUUUAUAAAAUAUUUAGCUUGUUACAGAAAAGCAUUUUCUUUAAAUGUUUUAUUCGUAUCGGAAAUGUGAUUUCAUAUCAUAAAUUAGAAUAUUAGACUAUACUGGAGCAUAUUUUCCUGUGUAUUGACAUUUUAUUAUACAAUUGUGUCUGGAAUUAUUGGAUUUCUUGAUAAAGGAAAGUGUUGGUCCCGUGUUUCAUGAGCUGAAAUAAAAUAUCCCAGAAAUGUC